AUGUCGGUUGACGCUCACCCAGAUCCGUCUGGAGCGGCCGUCGCCGAGCCUCGCCCGACCACUCCAGAAAACAACAACGCCUCCAACAUUUCAUCCCGCGCGGAGCCACCCCAACCCGGCAGUGCUCAGUCAUCCCACACGACUCCGAAGACAAAGAGGAAGCCGAGAGGCAGUGCGGCACCAGCGACGCCAACGCGAACGUCCCCUAGGAAGGCGGCGCACGCUAGUCAGUCUCAACCUGCGCCCGCCCCGGCUCCUCCUGUCGGUGCGACCUCCACCCCGGUGGCACCCGAAGUCGCUCAGCCAUACUGCUUCAACAAUCCCCACAAGACCGAUGAGUCCGAGCCCGAGCCGAUACCCGAAGACGUUUACGUGUGGCCGGAGGAAGACCCGGAGGCGACUCGCGGCAUUCCAAUCUUCAAGCCAUCGAUGGAUGAGUUCAAGGUAUGUGAUCCCGGAGGAAGGCAUCUGACACGGCAGGAUUUCGCUCAGUACAUGGAGAAAGUGAGACCGUGGGGCGAGCGGUCUAGCAUUGUCAAGAUUGUUCCACCGCAAGAAUGGGUUGAUGCAGUACAACUCAUCGACAAGCGCGCGAUGCAAGAGCUGGAGAUCCGCAGCCCGAUCGAGCAACGCAUGAUGGGCCGUAAUGGCGUCUUUGUCCAACGCAACAUCGAACGAAACCGCAGUCGACCGCUGUCAAUACACGAAUGGUUCGACAAGUGCUCGCAGAAGGACUUCUUCACCGCUAGCCCAAAGGAGAUUGACAGGACUACGAACCGUGACUCUAAAGAGGUCAAGGAAUGGCUUGCGAAGAAGAAGGCCGAGCGUCAAGAAAAGGCCAAGAUUCGGAAACAGAAACUGGAGGCUGCUGCCGAACGCAAAAGGCAACGGGAGGCCGAAGCUGCCGCUGCCGCCGCCGCCAAGGAUUCGUCCAAUUUCGAUGUUCCGACAGAGGUCGCGAGUGCAGCACCGGAGCCCUCUGAGAAGAUGGACGUCGAUGAUAUCCCGGCGCUGGAGCACGACUCGAAUACGUCCAAGUCUGAGCAGGAGCCGAUGGCUAAGACACCUCCCGAAACGCCUGAAGAGGAGCCUCUCGACCCAUUCUAUGAGGAGACCGAUCUCAGCCGAGCUUGGCUCCCCGAGGGCGUCGAACCCGCCGACUACACCGUGACGGGAUGUGCUGGGAUCGAGCGCAAGUUCUGGAAGCAGAUCGGCAUGUCGACGCCCAGCUGGUACGGCGCCGAUCUGCCCGGAUCCCUGUUCGCCGAUCCGUCAUACCCGUGGAACGUGGCGAACCUGCCGAACAUGCUGAACAAACUGCCUAGGAAGCUACCUGGUGUCAACUCGCCGUAUCUCUACUUUGGAAUGUGGCGAGCGGCAUUCUCAUGGCAUGUUGAAGACAUGGACCUCUACUCCAUCAACUACAUCCACUUUGGAGCCCCGAAGUUCUGGUACGCUGUCCCUCAGGCUAAGGCGGAGCGUUUCGAAUCCAUCGCCAAGACCUUCUUCCCUACCGAUGCCAACCACUGCGACCAAUUCAUGCGUCACAAGUCGUGCACCCUGUCACCAACGAUGCUUCGAGACCACGGCAUUCCCGUGAACAAGCUCGUGCACAACCAGCACGAGUUUGUCAUCACCUUCCCUCGCGGCUACCAUGCUGGUUUCAAUAUGGGUUUCAAUUGCGCUGAAAGUGUCAACUUUGCAUUGCCUAACUGGCUGGAGCUCGGGCGCAAGGCCAAGGCGUGCACCUGCGUCAACUUCAGUGUCACUAUCGACGUCGAUUAUCUCACCGGAGACCGGCCAUUCACACCCGAAAGCAGCGACGAUGAAGAGGAACAAGAGCGAGUCGCCAAGCGUCGGAAGAAAGAGGCGCCGCCGCCACCGCCGCCUGUCGAGGAGCCCGCACCUGUCAAGCUACCAAUCAUCCGCAUCAAACGCCCGCAACAGAUCGUGCCCUUGACGCCUGAGCCACCACAAAAGCCGUCUGUCACCCGCGAGAUCCCCAAUUAUCCGUGCAUCCUUUGUCCCUCCCUUGUUGCGGAUGAUCUCGCCCGCGUGUUCGAGCCAUCUGAACACCUGAAAUCGAUGACCAUAACGCCUGAAGUCCUGGCGCAUUCUUCGUGUGCGGUGGCUAUCCCUGAGGCGUACACAGAGGAUGUGGAGGUGGAUGGCAUCAUGAUCACCUAUGUCAAGGGGCUGAAUGAUAUCGGAAAAGACCGAUGGAAGCUCAAGUGCUCGGCCUGCAUCGACAAACGAACCGCUCGACGGGGUACCAAGAUCCAGUGCACAAAGGGCAAAUGCCUCCGUGCAUAUCACGUCCCUUGUGCGCGCGAAAAUCCAGAGGUUCACUACUUUGCGGGGGUGAAGCCUGCACCGGCGGCCGAAGGAGGCACAGCCGCGGAAGGCUCGGAACAAGCAGGAGGUGGGGAGUUUGCGGUCGAACUCUUGUGCCCUACGCACAACCCUGCAAUGAUCGAAGUGCGUAAGCAGAGGGCGGAGGAGCAGCUGUACCGCAAGGUGCAUGCAGUGCAACCCGGAGGCUUCAUCAAGUUCAAGAAGUCUGGUGUGUCGUAUGCAGCCGAGCUGCUGGAAAUCAAGGACGAGACGCGUCGCGCGGUUGUGCGACUACCCAAUCUUACGGUGACCGAGGUUGCCUGGAAUGCGCUUGAUUUUCGAUCACACGAGAUCAAAAUGCAAGAGAACGAGUAUGCUGGACCACCCAAACGCAGUCGCAAGGACGCCCAAGCGACAGCGGCAACGACGACAACGACGACACUGCCUGCGUCCCCCGUAUCUCUGCCGAGGUCCUCUGCCGCUCCUUCGGCCGCACCGUCCGCACCGCCCGCGCCAGGGGAGGUGACCGAUACAUCCUCCAGGCAUUCGGGGCUAGUUACGCCCGUGCCGUCUGCGCAGCCGCAAGAUCCGCAAGAGCUCAAGGAACUUAUGGCGGCCGAGGACAAAGAGGUUACAAACCCGCCGUCACCUCAUGCACGCUCUGUAGACCCGCAUGACCCUCGGGCGCGGCCUUUAGAUAGCGAGUGUCCCCCAGGUGGCCCUGCUGGUUCGCAUGACCCCCGGCCGUUUCCAGCACCAGGGGCCGUCGUAGCCCCAGCACCCCCGCUCGCCCCCGGGCGUCUGGGAGGGCCAGCGGCCCCACCUGCCCCAUCAGCAGCUGGGCGUGCGCCUCAAUUGCCCUCAUUUGCGCCUCGAUAUCCGGCAGACUCGAUUCAGGAUACCCUGGGCAUCCUGGGCACGGCUACCCUGGACCUCCACCUGGGCCUCCUCCAGGCCCGCCUGCUCACCUGGUGUCUGGCCCCCCUCCUCUUCAGAGCCCUCCCGCCGCCGCACCCAGGCUACCAUCCCAACCACCACCCGCACCCAGCACAUAACUUCUACCACCCUCCUCCCGCUCACCACCACCCUCCCCCUCCUCCUCCUUAUCCUCACCACCAACACCACCAUCCCUUUGCCCACCCUCACCAACCGGGCGGUGGAUGGUCUAGGUCAGAAUCCGCAGUGCCUCCUCCUCGUCUCCCUCCCCCGCAUCUCCCCGCCGCCCACGCCCACCCUCCGAUUGGUUACCCCACCACGCGUGUAUCUUUGCCUCCACCUCCGAGACCGACGACGUACGUUCAACACCGUACGCAAGGAAUCAACAUAGUCCCACGCGAAAUGACCACCGGACCCGCACCCGUCCCCGGCACCGCCGCCAGUCCCACCCACGGCGGGGAAUGGAUCCCCGACACUGUCGCGUCCAGAGCAGCUGCGCUGGCCCAGGCAAAAGCCGCCCAGCAGGCUGGUGUCGCUGUUCCGACAGGUGUCGGAAAGAUCAUGCUUGGCACCGACCGUCAACGUAUCCUUGGCAAGUCGCUCCCGCCCAUCACCGUGCCCGCGAUCCACCUGUCUGGAACGAACGGCAAGGGUUCAACGUCGGCUCUGCUUGAGUCGUGUCUCAUGGCCGCCGGGUUGAAAACGGGCAGGUACAAUUCACCUCACCUCGUUGAGCCUCGGGACACCUGCCUGUUCAACGGUCAGGUGGUGUCUUCCGAGGAGUACGCGGAGAACGUCGCAUUUGUGCAGGCGAUCGCCGACAAGGAGCAGCUCCAGUCGACGACGUUCGAGGUGUCGACCUGGGCAUUCUACCGCAUGUGCAUCCUGCGCAAGGUCGACGUAAUGAUCGUGGAAUGCGGCAUCGGAGGUGGCCGAGACGCGACAAAUAUCCUCCCCAAAGAAAUCGUGCUCGCCUCGGGUCUCUCGUCCGUCUCCCUCGACCACACCGCCAUCCUGGGUGACACCAUCACCGAGAUCACGUCUGAUAAGGCCCAGAUCGCCGUUGAGGGUGGAGUGCUUGUGAGCACGCCGCAUCAGAACCCUGAGGCGACUGCAAAGGCAAAGGAGGUUUGUGCGGAGAAGGGCGCGCUGUUCGUGCAGGCAGAGCAGAGCACGGAAGUCGAGGCACCCGGGCCUAUCGGUCUUGCUCCGUUUACACCACCUCGGCCGCCACUGAUCCGCACCCCGCUCAAGGGCAGUCCUAAGGGUGCCAUCGAGACCCGACUUCCACUCCCUGGUGCCCACCAACUCGACAACCUCUCGCUCGCCCUCACGAUUCUCGACUACAUCCGUACCGACCCUCGUGCGCUCAACAUCCAGCCGAAGCUCCGAGGUCUGACGGACGAGGCGAUUCAGAAGGGAGUCGCCAGCACCCAGUGGCGCGGCCGCUGCUCGUGGCUUACAUUCCGAGGGCCCAAGCGUCCGAUUCCCGUUCUCGUCGACGGUGCGCACAACUUUGAUUCCUCGACGACCCUGCAGCGGUACAUCGAUACUCUGAACCUUCCCGCGGGUGCGCCACGGACGUUUGUGCUGGCGAUGUCUGCCUCGAUAGGGAAAAGCCCCGACGGCGUCGUCCGCCCGCUGCUGCAGAAGGGCGACCGUGUCGCUGUGCCGCGCUUCACGGCACCAGUUGCUGGAAUGCCAUGGAUCACGCAGACGGAUACGGAUAAGGCGCGCGAUACGGUUAUGCCGUUCAUCGGCGAGGAGGGCGUGUUCUACGAGGCUAAGGGCAUGGGCGCUGAGAGCGUGGCCGAUGCCCUGCGCUGGGCCGACGAGCAGCAGAAGGAGACGGGAUUCAUCGUCCUGUGCGGAAGUCUGUAUCUCGUUGCAGACGCGUACCGCCUUCUGGAGCUUCAGGCGAAUGAGUCUUCAGCCUGA
Molecule: messenger RNA, 5208 nt
Organism: Trichosporon asahii var. asahii CBS 2479
Lineage: Eukaryota; Fungi; Basidiomycota; Tremellomycetes; Trichosporonales; Trichosporonaceae
Exons: 3
Coding region: 1-5208 (1735 amino acids)
Biological process (GO): chromatin remodeling; folic acid-containing compound biosynthetic process
Cellular component (GO): nucleus
Molecular function (GO): ATP binding; tetrahydrofolylpolyglutamate synthase activity; histone H3K36 demethylase activity
Source: RefSeq, a predicted model, not a curated record